Molecule: messenger RNA, 1419 nt
Organism: Epinephelus moara (kelp grouper)
Lineage: Eukaryota; Metazoa; Chordata; Actinopteri; Perciformes; Serranidae
Exons: 5
Coding region: 91-1341 (416 amino acids)
Source: RefSeq, a predicted model, not a curated record
UUACUGUCAAGUCUUGUUAGUCCCAGUGAGCUGCUUGUCUCAAACCAUAGCUACUGAGAAGUACAGGGCGCUGCUUUUCAGUUCACAGCCAUGGCUCUUGGACUCCUUUUGAGGGUUUCCUGGAUGUGUUUUUUGCUGUUUGACGGGAGCACUGGAUUACCAACUUUAAAAGGGUAUGGAUAUCCAUACAAGAAUGACCCUCAUAACAUCGGUGAUGAUGCAAACGAUGAAGCAUUGACCUCUGAUCUGAGUAACUGGCAGCCUUCAAAUAACCAACCGUCUUUCCCUGUGCACACAAGCUUCAGCAAACCUUCAGAUGCACAAUGGCCAGGUUCAGCCUCAGCUCAGCAAAACCUGCCCAACAGACCCAGUGCUCCUGAGGUGGAGAGGCUUACUAAUGGUGGCACAAGAGACUGGGGCAUGGAAAACCCUGAAAAACCACUUGUGUUUCCUUUAAGCCCAAACUACCAGCUGAGUGAUCCAGCAAAGCCCCAGCCAGGCCCUGUCCAACCUCAUCCAGCAAUCCCCCAGCCAGGCCCUGUCCAACCUCAUCCAGCAAAGCCCCAGCCAGGCCCUGUCCAACCUCAUCCAGCAAUCCCCCAGCCAGGCCCUGUCCAACCUCAUCCAGCAAAGCCCCAGCCAGGCCCUGCCCAACCUCAAUCAACGUCACUUAGUGUUGCCUCUGCAAACCGCAUGCCUGCCUCUCCAGCUGGUGGCUCCACUUCACCUGCCCUGUUCUCCCCCUCUCAGGCUGCACAGUCUCCUGGUUUUGAUUCUUGGAAGCCUGGGCCAGUUAGCAGUGGUUAUGGUGUGUAUGAAAACCCAAACCAGGACUUCACCUCUGGCUCCAGUCACCCUCAUCUUGUCUACGAAGAAGUCUUUCAAUAUCCAUCUGAGAACACUGGGCCUUCUUCCAGCACUGCAGGAGGGUAUAGCCAAGCUAAUUACAUGAGCGGGGGAUCUGCCUCCACACAAGGGGAACCCUCAUUCCCCCGUUACCCAACUAAUGUAGGCACCAAGCCAGUCUUUCCAUUUGGGCUGCACCUCGGGUUCGGUAAAACAGGCUUCCGUCUACGUGAUAGGAUUUCUCAGCUUAGGCAAAAGGCAUUCAAUGCCCCAAAAGCUGUGGUUCCCCAGCGAGUGAGUGAACCAGUCCCUCCUCCCCCGCCUCCAAGCUAUAUCGUCCAGUCCAGAAACGGCUACCAGCGAGCCAUACGUCUCUUGAGCCACUCAAAGUACUCCCCAGAAUUUCCCUCUCCAAUGCCUGUGCGCUCACAGGGCGUCAAGGGUCAACCAGCUGCUCCCAAAGGUGUAAAGAACCCUCAAAGCACCAAAUGGUAACCAACAUGGAUAUUCCUGUGUCCAACUGCAGAAUAAUGUGCCCUUUGAAGAAAUGAAAUAAAACUUUUUUUAAAUCAA